Messenger RNA from Alexandromys fortis (reed vole), 4308 nucleotides. RefSeq names its product ubiquitin specific peptidase 38 (gene Usp38). Gene Ontology annotation, cellular component: cytosol; nucleus. Gene Ontology annotation, molecular function: cysteine-type deubiquitinase activity. The coding region runs from base 149 to 3280 and encodes 1043 amino acids. The transcript is spliced from 10 exons. Gene Ontology annotation, biological process: ubiquitin-dependent protein catabolic process; protein deubiquitination. Lineage: Eukaryota; Metazoa; Chordata; Mammalia; Rodentia; Cricetidae. The record is from RefSeq and is a predicted model, not a curated record.
UAAAUGUGGCUGCUGAGGCGGCGCUGGCGGUGGCCGGACCUGCUGCUGCUCGGCUCCGAGUUCCCCCUCGCCGCGGCGCUUUGCUGCCCCCCGGGGCUGCCGCCGCCAGCUCCUUUUCCCCUGGGCCUGGCCUUGCAGCGUGGCGACGAUGGACAAGAUCCUGGAGGGCCUGGUGAGUUCCUCGCAUCCUCUGCCCCUCAAGCGGAUGAUUGUGCGGAAGGUGGUGGAGUCCGCGGAGCACGGGCUCGACGGGGCGCAGUGCGAGGCCAUGUUUGACCUGACGACCCGUCUCAUCCUGGAGGGCCCGGACCCUUUCCAGCGACAAGUGGGCCACCAGGUGCUGGAGGCCUACGCGCGGUACCACCGGCCGGAGUUCGAGUCCUUCUUCAACAAGACCUUCGUGCUGGGCCUCCUUCAGCAGGGCUACCACUCACUGGACAGGAAGGACGUAGCCAUCCUGGACUACAUUCACAACGGCCUGAAGCUGAUCAUGAGCUGCCCGUCGGUGCUGGACCUCUUCAGCCUGCUGCAGGUGGAGGUGCUGCGCCUGGUCUGUGAGAGGCCGGAGCCGCAGCUCUGUGCCCGCCUCAGCGACCUUCUGACGGAUUUCGUGCAGUGCGUCCCCAAAGGGAAGCUGGCCAUUACCUUCUGUCAACAGCUGGUUCGAACGAUAGGGCACUUCCAGUGUGUGUCCACCCAGGAGAAGGAGCUGCGGGAGUAUGUCUCCCAGGUAACAAAAGUGAGUAACUUACUCCAAAAUAUCUGGAAGGCCGAGCCCUCCACGCUGCUACCUUCUCUGCAAGAAGUUUUUGCAAGCAUCUCUUCCACAGAUGCAUCCUUUGAGCCCUCGGUCGCCUUGGCCAGCCUUGUGCAGCAUAUUCCUCUGCAGAUGAUCACGGUCCUCAUCCGGAGCCUGACCGCCGACCCGAAUGUAAAAGACGCCAGUAUGACCCAGGCUCUCUGCAGAAUGAUUGACUGGCUAUCUUGGCCAUUGGCUCAGCAUGUGGAUACGUGGGUAAUUGCUCUCCUGAAAGGACUGGCAGCUGUUCAGAAGUUUACUAUUUUAAUAGACGUUACUUUGCUGAAAAUAGAACUGGUUUUUAAUCGACUUUGGUUUCCUCUUGUGAGACCUGGUGCUCUUGCGGUUCUCUCUCAUAUGCUGCUUAGUUUUCAGCAUUCUCCAGAGGCAUUCCAUUUGAUUGUUCCUCAUGUGGUGAACUUGGUUCACUCCUUCAGAAGUGAUGGCCUGCCUUCUAGCACAGCCUUCUUAGUGCAGGUAACGGAGUUGGUGCACUGUAUGAUGUAUCACUACUCCGGAUUUCCAGAUCUCUACGAACCUAUCCUGGAGGCAGUAAAGGAUUUUCCUAAACCCAGUGAAGAGAAGAUUAAGUUGAUUCUCAAUCAAAGUGCCUGGACUUCUCAAUCCAAUGCUUUGGCAUCUUGCUUGUCUAGACUUUCUGGAAAAUCUGAAACUGGGAAAACUGGUCUUGUUAACCUGGGAAACACAUGUUACAUGAACAGUGUUUUACAAGCAUUGUUUAUGGCUACAGAUUUCAGAAGACAAGUGUUAUCUUUAAAUCUAAAUGGGUGUAAUUCAUUAAUGAAAAAAUUACAACAUCUUUUUGCCUUUUUGGCUCAUACACAAAGGGAAGCGUAUGCACCCCGGAUAUUUUUUGAGGCUUCCAGACCUCCGUGGUUUACUCCCAGGUCGCAGCAAGACUGCUCUGAGUACCUCAGGUUUCUGCUGGACAGGCUCCAUGAAGAAGAAAAGAUCUUACGCGUGCAGUCCUCACAUGAGCCUUCGGAAGGUCCAGGCUGUGCUGACACUUCUUUACAGGAAGUGGCCGGUAAGGCAGCUGCAGCCACGGGGUCUCCUGGCACCAGUGCCGGUGAGGAGAAGACUUUAGUAGAGAGGAUGUUUGGAGGGAAGCUGCGGACCCAUGUCUGCUGCCUGAACUGCAGGAGCACCUCACAGAAGCUGGAGGCCUUCACAGACCUCUCGCUGGCCUUUCGCCCUGCCCCUUCUGUGGAAGACGUGUCUUUUCAAAAUCCAGCUUCCUUACCCAGUGCACAAGAUGAUGGCCUAAUGCAGACCAGUGUGGCUGACCCAGAGGAAGAGCCAGUAGGUUAUAACCCGGCUACAGCUGCUUUCGUCUGCGACUCGAUUGUGAAUGAGAGAGUAGUAGGCAGUCCUCCUGUUGAAUUUCACUGUGCAGAAAACAACUCUGUCCCUAGUGAGUCUGCAAAGAUUCUCAUCAGUAAGGAUGUGCCUCAGAACCCAGGAGGUGAAGCCACACCUUCGGUAACUGACUUACUAAACUAUUUUCUGGCUCCAGAAAUUCUGACUGGUGACAACCAAUACUAUUGUGAAAACUGUGCCUCUCUGCAGAAUGCUGAAAAAACUAUGCAAAUCACAGAGGAGCCCGAAUACCUUAUUCUUACCCUCCUGAGGUUCUCAUAUGACCAGAAGUACCAUGUGAGAAGGAAAAUCCUAGACAAUGUGUCAUUGCCACUGGUUUUAGAGUUGCCAGUUAGAAGAACUGCUUCCUUCUCUUCCUUGGCAGAAAGUUGGUCUGUAGAUGUUGACUUCACUGAUAUUAAUGAGAACCUAGCUAAAAAAUUGAAGCCUUCUGCGACUGAAGAAGCUUUCUGCCCCACACUAGUGCCCUACCUGUUAAGUUCUGUUGUUGUGCACUCUGGGGUGUCCUCUGAAAGUGGACAUUACUAUUCUUAUGCCAGAAACAUCACAGGUACAGAGUCUUCAUACCAGAUGUGCCCCGAGUCUGAACAUCUGGCAUUAGCCCCCUCCCAGAGUUGUUUACUAGGGGGAGAAAGCUCCAGUGCAGUCAUUGGACAGGACUUGGAAAAUAAGGAAAUGUCACAAGAGUGGUUUUUAUUUAAUGACAGCAGGGUGACAUUUACUUCGUUUCAGUCAGUCCAGAAAAUCACAAGUAGGUUUCCAAAAGACACAGCUUACGUGCUUUUGUACAAAAAACAGAACAGUGCUAAUGGCUUACGCGGCGACAAUCCAGCCAGUGGUGUCUGGGUCAAUGGAGACCCACCACUACAGAAAGAGCUAAUGGACGCCAUAACGAAGGACAACAAACUGUAUUUACAGGAACAAGAGUUGAAUGCUCGAGCCCGGGCCCUACAAGCUGCAUCUGCUUCAUGUUCAUUUCGGCCCAAUGGAUUUGAUGACAAUGAUCCACCAGGGAGCUGUGGGCCAACUGGUGGAGGGGGUGGAGGAGGAUUUAAUACAGUUGGCAGACUCGUAUUUUGACCCUGAGAGAAUUGAAAAUGCAUCUGGUCACAAAACAUCCAGUACUAUGGCUGUUAAAAUGUCAGGCUGUAACGGAUAGCAUAUCUAUCUUUUAUUUUUCUUUUCAUUAGACCCAAAUAUUUUAAGAAAACACACUCAGUGUUUUUAUUUUCUUGAAAUACAAAAUGCAUCAUGGAAAAAAAAAUCUACCUCUUAAACUUCCAUUUGCAUUUAUGGUUAGACACGCUUGACCAAAAAUGUUGAGAGGAAAAAAGCAUACCUGGUCCCUAAUUAAGCUGCAUUAGAUUUGGUAGAAGGAUUUAAAUGGUGGAUUUUCAGUUUUACUGAACGAAAAUAAUCCAGUUAGCAUUCUUUAUAAAAGAAUUGAUGCUAGAGUUUCAAUAUAUAUAUUGUUUUAAGAAAAAUGAAAAUCUUUGUUUCUGGUAGAAUUACCCCAUUAUUAAAUUCAAGUCUUUGGAAACAGUAAAGAUGACCAGUCUCUGGAGGCAAUAACAGUUUAAACUUCAGCUGCCAGACUUGGGGCCUUCUGCGCAUGCUGUCCUCAGCAUCGCUCUUGGUUUCAAGGACUAGUGUCUUUUAAAGGAUAUUUACACACACAUGGUGAGUGAAUUUACAGAAGGUGCAUGACCCUGUAAGGGCAGUGUUUUUAACCUGACUUUGUAGUAUUUCCAGUUGUCCAAGGACUUUAAAAUCCUGUUUUAGGGAGUGUAUCUCUUGUGUGUUUCACAGGAGUUGAGUCCUGUAUGUGCCUUGCAGUACUGUAAUUCAAACAUAGGUAUCUUUGGCUGCAGAAAGUUUUCUAAAACAAAAUGUUAGGAAUUAAAUUUUGUGCUAACAUUAAAAUUAUAAUUUUUAAAAGUAUUAGAUUUUUUUUCAGAAGUAAAAUCUGAUGAUUCUAAAGCAGUGAGUGCAAUGGUAAAUUUCUAACUCUUAGAAAAAUUCAGAGGAAAUGAAGCUAGUUUAAGUAAAAGAUCUUCAAUUGAUUUGUUACUGAAUCCUCAAAACAUUAAACAUUGAUAAUAUGUUCA